Trichoderma reesei QM6a is the source of this 432-nucleotide messenger RNA. RefSeq lists its product as uncharacterized. Gene Ontology annotation, molecular function: oxidoreductase activity. The transcript has 2 exons. The coding region runs from base 1 to 432 and encodes 143 amino acids. Lineage: Eukaryota; Fungi; Ascomycota; Sordariomycetes; Hypocreales; Hypocreaceae. The record is from RefSeq and is a predicted model, not a curated record.
AUGACUGACAAGCUUGGUCCUGCUAUUCCUCCGGGCGGCGUCUGGCGAAUGACCGUUUGGGGAAAAAGAAAAGACGGCCUGUCAAAGGAAGAAUUCUCUCGUCGAUUUGCUCAACACGGAAGGCUUGCUGGACCACUACUAGUGAAGUAUAACGGUAUUUCCUAUCUACAGCACCACCUUACAGACAAUUACAUAAAUGAGGUCAACAAAGAGCUUGGUCCUCAGCAUCCGCUGCCUUUUCCCAUUGCCGAUGUUGACGGAAUUACCACUUUGACUUUUCCAACUGCCAAAGACUUGGCGGCUUUCAUCGUCGAUGCCGGCCAAGAUGAGGCACUGAAUGCCGAUGCGGCUGAGUGCGUGGAUAAGACUACAAUUCAAUUAUCUCUGGGAGACGAGUUAGCUGUUGUUAAGGAUGGAAAAUUCCUCCUUUAA